AUGCGCACGCUGUACAUCCGACCACCACAACACGGCACCUAUCGCGCACGACCAGCAAAAACACCAAAAGAGUUAGAAAUGCAGCGCCAGACCAGGAAGCGCUUGGCGGAGGAGAACAGGUCGGUGGAUCUCGACUCGCCGGAUUGGAAGAACAAUCCGUUCGCUGUCCGCCUCGCACCAGAAGUUCGAAUCGACUCGGUCACGAAACUGAUUCCGCCGAAUGGAUAUCGCGCGCCAGAAGGACGUACGGUGGUUCCUACGCCGCGUGAGUUCUCGAAGCCUGGCCGAGAGCUGCGGAAGCUACGAAUGGCGGACGCGUGGAAGCAAGGCACGAUGGAUGACAAGGCCGCGGAGAUGGGACAGUGGUUUCCAGACUUUCCAGGCACCCACGACGUAUUUGUGUCGGACGCGAAGACCAAGCCGGCGAAGGGAAGCAGCUCCAACCCCAUAGACUUCACGUCGCCAUCCCCAGCGGGCCCCGCCCAGCGUGGCGAGUGUCCUUCUUCAGACAUUGGCUUGUUCUCAAAGCUUCCGGGCGAGAUUCGGAACCGCAUCUACCGGAUGGCGGUCCUCGAAGAAGAUCCAUAUGAGCCUGUCAAGUUUGCCAUGGAACCAGGAACCUGCUCUACCGGUGCAUGCCGCCACUCGAAAGUCGGAUACAAUGUUCCCGGCAUCGCCAAUACCUGUCGUCAGAUGCGAUGGGAAGUCAUGCCCAUCUUCUGCGUCGAGAACUGCGCCUUUCAAUUCGACGAUCUCAUGGUGCAUCAGUCCUGUGUCAGCAACUUUCUGCGCAGCAUCGGAGACUACGCAGACAUCGUGCCGGAGUAUCAAUUCAUGCUGAAGCGGCCUCUCUGGCACCAGGACGAGUUCAAAGGCUGGAUUCCUUACACCUUCAUUCUGACCACGCCACUUGGUGAUCAGAGGCCGGAGUUGGGGGAAGACUUGUUCAUUCUCAAUUACACCGAGCCACUGAGGCGCAUGAUCUGCGCAUGUGUUCUCGACAAGGUCUGCGAUGAGAUGAAUGACGGGUUUGACAAGAAGAAGCGGACGCCAGCAAUCGGCAAGAUGGUGUUGGAUUUCCUGGAAGGAGAUGAGUUUGUCGACUUCGUUUGGCGGAUGCGCAAGUCGAAGCAGUGGAUGCAUGCACUGAAGAAGUGCAAGGCCUGCACCUUUGUCAAAUUCAACAAUUGA
Lecanosticta acicola is the source of this 1191-nucleotide messenger RNA. The record is from the annotation of a GenBank genome assembly. Lineage: Eukaryota; Fungi; Ascomycota; Dothideomycetes; Mycosphaerellales; Mycosphaerellaceae.